AAUAUAAUUUAUUUAUAGAAACAAUUAAAUAUCAUAGAUUACAUUAUAUAAAUUGAUAAUAUACAUUUAAAUGCAAAUGAUACUACAAAAAAAAUUAUAAAAACAGUUUUUAAGAUAUCCCCCUAUAUAUUAAAUGAGAAGUCACUAAAGUGAUUUCUACUAACGUGUCGCUCAUAGAAGAGCUUUCUAAUUAUUUUGGUUAUAAUAUGAUUGGUUGAUGGUUUUUAAUUUUUUUAUUUAUUUAAAAACUUUAAAAGGAAACUAACCGGUGUUUCAAAAAAAGGAACCUAACCCUAGAAUUACCUAAUCUAAUAUAUGUUUCCAAACAUACAAUUAAAAAUUUUAAAUUUAGAUGAAUUAAUAUAAUUUAUUUAUAGAAACAAUUAAAUAUCAUAGUAUUUUUCACAUGCUUUUCCUAGAGUUAAUACUCUAUUAAUAUAAUUCAUAUAGCUUUGAUUAUAAUAAAAUAAGCAUGCUUGUUGUGAAUAGUAAAAAAAAUAAAGGAGACCUAAGAAAAACAUGAUGGAAGAAUAAUAAAAUAUGUUUUUGUCUUCUUAGUUCUUUUAUAUUCUUAUGUAUUUAAUUUUAUUUAUUUGUCGAGAUGCAUGUAUUUUUGCAUUACUAUAAAUGUGAACUAAUUAGUUUUAGGUGUUUUUAAACAUUGUGAUAAAUUGAGUAAGAAAGGUCAAUAAAAAUGAUCCGUUCUAUAAUUGUUAAAGUUAAAGAAAUAAAAUAUAAUGUAGGAUAAAUUAUUUUAAAAUAGUGAGAUGUAUAUUUUGCGGUAUAAUAAACUUUUAAAAUGUACAGUAAUAAACGUUUAACAAAUUUUAUACAAAAAAAUAUAUUUAAUGUUGAUAUAAUAUUGAAUCUCACAUUAAUAUUAAGUAUAUAUGAUUAAAAUAAUAACAUUUUGUUAUUUUUUCUUAUUAAUUAAUCAGAUCUAAUUAAAAUAGGUAUGUGUUAAAGGAAGAAAUGGUUUUUUAACUCAUUUAAGUUUUAUGUUAGACACUAAAUAAAAAAUGAGUGAGAAAGUGUGAUUUGUGAUUUGAAAAAAUUAUGAGAAAAAUUACUGAAACAACUAUUUUCCUAAUAAAUAUUUUCAUGUUUACAUUAACCAAAUUUGUCUUUGGUUUUAAAGAGAUAAAUCAUACUAAAUAUUAAUUGAAAAGUCAUUUAAGUGAUUUAUUCUUAUGUAUUAUUAAAAGGUUAAGUUUUAAAAAAUAUUUUUAAUUUGAUUGGUUGUUGACGUUUAUUAGUAAUUUAUUUUAAUCAGAUCUAAAAAUAAAAGGUAACUAUAUAACUAAUUAAUAUAAAUUACCAAAUAACACAAGUAAUAUUACAAAUAAUAAUUUAUGGCAACUAAUUGUAGAAUUGGUGAAAUAAUAUAUAUGUUUUAUCAAUUUCUUUUUUUAUCAAUCAUUUACAUAUAAUUAAACAAAAUACUUUAACUUUUUUUUUAUUGAAAGACAUUUAAUGGUUAUAGAUUCUAAUAUAAAAGAAUUGGAUUUGUAGGUAAAGAAUUAUUAGAACUUUUUAUGUUUGCUAAAGUCCACACAAAAAAAACAUUUACAAAAUAUCUUCAUGAUAAAAACAUCCGAUCAUUGCAUUGGUCAUGCACGAAAAAAAACUGUUUUUAUUUCUUAAAAGCUAGCGUAUUUCCGUUUUUUUCAUGUGUUAAAAUAAAAUAUAAAGUAAUUCUACAACCAAUUAUCUGAUUAAUUAUAAUAUUGUUUUUCUUUCUGUAAGAGAAAUAUUUGUAAUGACUAAGGUUUACGUUGUUGAACUAUUUGAAAUCUUACAAAUCUUCUACUUAAUUAUCCAACUAUAUGAAAUAAAUUAUUAAAAUUUUAAUUAUUAUUCAAAAAUUAGAACAAUGUAAAUAUAAUAUAUAUUUCUUCAUAUAAUAUAAUUACCCGCAAAAUUGUGGACAAACACCUAGUCCCCCUAUAUAUUAAUUGAGAAGUCAUUAAAGUGAUUUAUGCUGACGUAUCGCUCAUAUGAAAUCUUUCUAAUUCAUUUUUAUAAUUUCAUUGUUGAUGGUUUUUAAUUUUUUUAUUUAAGUAAAAGUUUUAAAAGGAAACUAACAGGUAUUUCAAAAAAGAAAGGAAACUAACCCUAAAAUUACCUAAUCUAAUAUAUGUUUCCAAACAUACAAUUAAACAUCUUAAAUAUAGAUGAAUUAAUAUAAUUUAUUUAUAGAAACAAUUAAAUAUCAUAGAUUACUUUAUGUAAAUUGAUAAUAUACGUUUAAAUACAUAUGAUACUACAGAAAAAAUAUAUAAAAGGAAAAUGAAAGAAAAACGGUUACAUGCGAUUUCAAAGGCGAUCCGGUUCCUUUUUGGGGUUCUGACGUCUUUCCGAUUACUGCUCGCCGAUCUGGCGACCAUCUUCUAUAUUCUCGGAAGUGGGGCAUCUUGGAACUAUACACGAACCCAUUUCCUGACGGUUAUCCCCACCAUCUGGUGGCAAAAUCGUGAUGAAAGUUCAAUUCAAUUCCUACAGAACAGAGUCUAUUUAAAGGAGUUCGGGGCUCUCCUGUGGCUUCACAACAUCUUCUUACUAAUACCUUCUAUUGUAUCUACAAAAGUUAUGGCAGAAAAUAUUCGUAGAGGAAUGCAAAACAUCAAUUUGGGCGCCGAAGAUCCGCCGGUUCAGUUACCAGCAAACGUCGUCAAUGAAGCAGCGGCCGGCAACCGGUUUGUCUUAAUUGGCAGACCAACGAUCCCUAGGAGACAGAAUAUCCGCUCAAUCAUUGCAACUCUGCCUCGUAACUGGGGCCAUGUUGGUGUCUAUGGGAGAUUGGUUGAAGGACGCCGAUUCCAAUUUGUUUUCCCGUCGGAGGAGGCUCUUGAAAUGGUUUUACGGCGUGGACCUUGGGCGUUUGCAGAUCGUAUGCUCAUUCUGGAACGUUGGACUCCAAAUUUCAACCCCCUGAUGCUCAAUUUCAUUCCUUUUUGGAUCCAGAUCCGAGGAAUUCCUUUCCAGUUCAUGAGCCAAGAUGUGGUGAUACAUAUUGGGCGGGCUUUGGGAAUGUACAUAGAAGUUGACUAUAAUGCUGAUGCUGCGGCUCGAAGGGACUACGCUCGGGUGAGAGUGAACUGGGAUGUUGAUGAACCUCUUCGGUUUCAAAGACAAUUUCAGUUUACGGCAGGUAUUAAUACUCUGCUGCGUCUCACCUAUGAGCGCUUACGGGGUUUCUGUGAAAUUUGUGGGCGUUUAACCCAUGAUUCUGGCGCUUGUUUGAUCCAAAACGGAGGGAUUCCUCAAGAUGGGGGAGAUGAUGACAGUGAGGGCGAUAAUGAAGAGGUUCAUCUGGCUGUAAAUCAUGGGGUUGUUAUUGAAGAGGUGAAUGAAGAUGAAAGGAAUGAAGCGGUGGAUGUAGAGCAAGAGGGUAUUGGAAAUGUUCCAGAGGAGCAAGUGGAAGGUCGUGAAGAUCUGAUGGAGGAAGCUGAAGAAGAAGAUGACCUAUGGAAUGGUCAUACUCUGCCUAAUCUGUACUCGGAUGAACUCAACACUGAGGAAAUGUUCAACCCAAUCAACCCGUUUGUUGAUGGGUACGAUGGAAGGGAGGGUCUAAAGAGGAAAGCUUGGAUGGCUGAGGCAGACCACAACAAAGGCAAAUUCUCCUCUGUUGAGAAAGGAGAAUCUAGUGGUGUAAGAAGUGUGAAGCGCAAGACAAGAGGAGAUGUGACAUUGGAAGAGACUACCUGCUCGGCUGAUACAGAGGAUGAAGCUGACACUACAGUGGGAGGCGCGGUGGGCCCUGAACCACCACUGCCGCCAUGAGGACAACCUGUUGGAACUGUCGAGGAUUGGGCAUAGACUCGACAGUUCGACGCCUUAAGGAGAUCAACAGGUUGUAUCUCCCGGACAUUGUAUGCUUGUCAGAAACAAAACAGAAUGAUGACUACAUCCGUGAUGUUGGAGCUCAGAUAGAUUUUCUUAAUUAUGUUUCA
This is a messenger RNA of Brassica napus (rape), 3956 nucleotides long. RefSeq lists its product as uncharacterized. The record is from RefSeq and is a predicted model, not a curated record. Bases 2290 to 3786 code for a protein of 498 amino acids. NCBI's taxonomy places the organism in Eukaryota, Viridiplantae, Streptophyta, Magnoliopsida, Brassicales, Brassicaceae. The transcript has a single exon.